CAACGGUGGAACGGUAGUACGUGCAUAACCGCUCUUUUGAGCGGUAAGUAGUAAUCAAUCUUACUUCUGCGCAAAACGCGUGACUUCAGCACUUUGCAGAAUGUCGAAGAGGGUACUCCUAAUUAUGGCAACCAAUGCGUGUUUUCUGUUGAUUGUGUUAGCAAAUAAUGAAUACCCAAAAUGCCGAAAAAAUGAAUUGCUAACUCCGAGAUCGUUCUGCUGUGAGCCAACGUGCAGCGAAGAUUGCUCAUACAAUAUAGCGAAAAAAAUUUGCUCCGAAAAACCUGCCUGUGUGUGCAAGCACGGCUUCGUACGACAUAAGAGCAAAUGCAUCCGGAAAAGCCGAUGCCCAAAACUAAAUGACACCAACUCAACACAAACAUCGACUACAGUGCAAUAUAUAACUUUAGAUAAUGAGCCGAAGCCAAAACGUCAUGUACCGUGUGGAUCAUGUCGAUCGUCAAAGUCACGCAACAGCACUUACAUUCCAGUACCUACAGCACCAACCCGAUGCACGUUCGAGUACAAUACCAAACGUAGCUAUCCAGUAAAUCCCAGCCCAGAACCACCAGUAGUGGAACCGAAGCCACCCACAACCAUCGUCGACCCUCCACCCCGAUCAAACUCUUAUCUAGUGGAACCUUACUACAACAGACGCAUUUCAACAGAAUCAAAAAAUGCUCCUUCCCAUGGCUGUGGUUGUUCUUAUGGAAAACCCAUAGAACCCGUACCACCAUCACUCUGCAAUCUAAAAACGUCGCCACCGACACAUACCACUACAACUCAACCGUACCCUUUGAAACCGAUUUGUCGAAGGUGCUCUAGGCCAACCCCGGCCACCAGACCACCGACAACCGCAAAAAGAUGUCCUUCGAAAUGUGAUCUACACCAGAAGCUCAGCAUUUGCAGGCCGUGCUGCGUUCCAACCUGCGACAAUGACUGCAGCAAAGCAAAGUGUUCUAAAAUUUGUAUUGCUGAGCUAACCUGUAUUUGUGUCGCCGGGUAUGUGAUGCACGAGGGCAGGUGUAUCCCGAAGGAUCAGUGUCCUCGGCCACCCUGGUAUUCUGAUCUGUCCGAUGAGAAUGACGAAUACUCGCCUAGAACUGGUUUCACGCCCUUUGCGCACAGCUCGGAUGAGUCGGAUCAAGCUUCUUCAUCUAUCGAGGAUCUAAGUGUUGUGGGGCACGGGUUCGACUCGGAAUAUGACGAUGACUGCGAGCAACUUAAAAAGUAACAGUGAUUCGGCUACCCGGCCUCACUUUUGUCGAGUUUUGAGCCUUAUGUAAAUAUAUUGUACAGUCCU
Messenger RNA from Topomyia yanbarensis, 1303 nucleotides. Its product is annotated as zonadhesin-like. The record is from RefSeq and is a predicted model, not a curated record. NCBI's taxonomy places the organism in Eukaryota, Metazoa, Arthropoda, Insecta, Diptera, Culicidae. The transcript has 3 exons. Bases 101 to 1234 code for a protein of 377 amino acids.